Notothenia coriiceps (black rockcod) is the source of this 1132-nucleotide messenger RNA. Its product is annotated as multiple C2 and transmembrane domain-containing protein 2-like. The record is from RefSeq and is a predicted model, not a curated record. Gene Ontology annotation, cellular component: synaptic vesicle membrane. Gene Ontology annotation, molecular function: calcium ion binding. The transcript is spliced from 4 exons. The coding region runs from base 18 to 374 and encodes 118 amino acids. Gene Ontology annotation, biological process: regulation of neurotransmitter secretion. NCBI's taxonomy places the organism in Eukaryota, Metazoa, Chordata, Actinopteri, Perciformes, Nototheniidae.
CUGGAAAGAAAGGUUUGAUGGAUAAGAUAUAUAUGGUGCAGGAAGUAGUGCUGGUUGUCCAGAACGUUUUGGAGGAAAUCGCAAACAUCGGAGAGAGAAUCAAGAACAUAUUCAACUGGUCUGUCCCAUUCCUGUCGUGCAUGGCCUUCCUGAUGCUGUUUGUGACAACAGCACUGUUGUAUUAUAUCCCUCUUCGAUAUAUCGUGCUGAUAUGGGGCGUUAAGAAAUUUACCAAGAGGCUGCUCAACCCACAUACUAUUGACAAUAAUGAAAUACUGGAUUUCCUCAAGAGGGUGCCUUCUGAUGUUCAAAAGGUGCAGCACAGCGCGAUCAGAGCGCCCACCAGCCAGAACCAGCCGCGGAAGAAAAGGUAAGCUUGGCGGACACGCUGGAUGAAAGGCUGCUCUUCUUUUUGAAUACGGUACAACGCGGCCCACCUGACAACAAUGCCUCAGUGCCAGCAGAGCCUGUGACCCUGAGCCCCUCCCCCCCACACCACCCUAACUCUGCCCCCUGCUGCUGAGGGGCAGCCGGCCGCUCUCUGGCUUGUGUGUUUGCCACCCCCCUGACAGAGGCUGUGAACUGCAGCAGCGAGGAGGCCAGCACAUGGCGCUGUCAAUCACAAGCCUGGAGGUAAAGAAAAGAGAGCGCUGCGAGGCUGAGCCUUCAUCUUCGGAUAUCAUUUAGAAAAGGAAUGAAAAGCGUCGGGCUCGGCUUACCUUAGACCUCCACUGUUUUUUUUGGGACUUUGGUGAAACUAAGAAAUAUGCCUUCAGGUUAAGUUAAUAUGGGCCUAGCAGUUUAUCAAAAACAAUCCAUGGAUUUUUUUCUUUAACCAUGUUAAUAUACAGUAAUUAAAGGACAUUUUGUAAAAGAUUUUUUAAAUAAUCAUCAAAAUAAUAUGUUUAAUGGCACAUUAAAAAUAUUAGGACAGAGUACUGAAUUUUACUUUUUUUUUGUGGUAUGGAUUUCCUGUAUAUAAUAUAUUGCUUUCUUAAUUCUCUCUUUGAACCAAAUAUAUAUUUAUGUAGUGCAAGUGUAUUAUUACCAGCUGCCUUUAUGUGUAUAUAUUUUUACUGAGUAUAUGUCUGCAUCAUCAAAUGGAGAAUUAGCAGAAAUACUGAAUAAAGAG